UCCAAAUCGGAUCCCACCAGGAGGCUUGCGAUGCCCCAAAUCGAAGCCGCGUCUGCACCCGGCAUCUGCACCUGCUCCGGCGAUCGCCGGCGGCCGUCCCUCUCCCGAUUCGGCGAUCCACCGCAGCUGGCCCUCUCCCACUCCGACCCUCUCCCGCGCCUGCUCACGGGCUCCGGCCGCCCCUCUCCACAGCUGGCUGAACCUGGCCAGCACUGCAUGGGGUGCUGAGCCCAUCCGGUGGCGCAUGGGGUGGCGCCAGGGGUGCGCCCAUCUCCUUUUGCAUCUCCUUCGUCGGGAGCAGGUGCCGCUAGCCUACCAGCUGCGAGCCUCGCGAACGGGUCCACCCCUCGGCGCCGGCCUGUGCGCACCGCUCGGCACCGGCCUAGGCGCCGCCCUAGGCGCACUGCUCAGCGCUGGCCCGGGGGCUGCGGACGGCCGCACCACUCGGCGCUGGUCCGUGCACCACGGACGGGAGCAGGCCUGGGCGCUGGCCUCGUGCGAUGCGGUCGGGGGCGCAACCGUCUGCGCUGCCUCCUGGAGCCGGGGAUGUGCCGCCGGAGCGGGAGAUGGCCGCCCGCCCGGGAUCGCCGGAGCCAGAGCUGGCCGCCGGGGGUGCGGGUGCGGUUCGAUUUUGGGGACGUCGGGAGCAUUUGUGCGAUUCAAUUUGGAUCCGCGGGCCAGGAAAGAAAAUAGAGGGGGGUAGUAUUGUUAUUUCGUGUUGCAGUGACUACCUCAUAUUUACAGUGUAUUCUAGCAAAAACACCAUUUUUUAGUGCCUUGUAUCAAAAUCUAUAUUUUAAUAGUGUCCACCGGCCAAUUUUACCAAAAAACCACCCACAAAUCUCCCACGCCGCCGACGCCGACGAUGGAGGCCUCCGCCGACGGCUCGCGCGGCCGCUGGGCCCUCCGCUUUCUCUGCCCCAAGAGAUCCCUCCUCUCCCCGCCCUCCGCCUCCCCUCUCCGCUGGCUCAUCGGCGCACCUCGCGUCCUCCCUCCCUUCACCGUCGCCGCGACCCUACGACCCCUCCACGGCGAUCACGCCGCCCCCGAUCUCCCCAGGGAAGCAGACGAAAUCCGGGGGUUGCUGCCGCGCGGGUUCGACAUCGUCGGGGCGCUGCUCGUGGGCGGCGAAGGUUCCGAUGCGGACGCCUCUCGCGCUCUGGAGCUGGCCCGCUCGCUGAGGGAGCGGCUGCUCGGCGCGGUGGCGAGCCAUGGCAUGGUCGGUGGCUGCAUGGAUGCCGCCUCCGGGGAGAUUCGGUUUGUUGCAUCUGAGAGCGGCGGGACGGACGCGGUGGAAGGGGUCGAGGUUGUGUGGGAGGAUGAGCCCGGGAGGUUGUUGUGGGAGAAGGGUUGCCUUCUGCGCUCUGAGCUGCCGUUGAAGCUGCCACUCUAUGUUCCAGCGGAUGAGAUUUCUGGCAUUGAAGAACGGUUUUCUUCACUUCUUGAUUCUACAGUUGCUAAACUCAGAGAUCCUCAUGUUUCGUACCUAAUUGAGGGGCCAGUCGCAUCUAAUGAGUCCCGUCAUUCUAUCAUCUUACAUGGUGAUGAUUUAAGUUUUGAUUCACAUGUACCUGGAAACUCAAGAACAAAGGAAUGCACUACAAGUAGUGUAUCUUGUUCAGGAUUCUUCCCAGAAAAGAGGUACAACCUCUCAUUGACAAGAGAGAAUGCAGAUGCAAUUGAAAUAACUGUCCUGUCCAAUCGAUCAGUAGGUAGCUUGAAGCCUGGCACCACCCCUGUGGUAGAGUAUUUUCCAGCCCCAGCACCUGCCAGCCUCAGAGUAAUCAACUUGAAGCUUGAUAUACUAUGCUACUCGCCAAUAGAUUUUCCUGUGCCAGUUGCUGUAUCUGAACUUGUUAUCCCAGGAUUAGCUGAUCAGCUGAGUGUAAUGAAGAAGAUUGUUGCAUCAGAGAUAACUCAACAAGCACAGCUUUGUCCGUACCAUUUCAUUCCUCCGGGAUUGCAUAUUCCAGUAACAACCAUAUACGAUACAAGAUACGGGGAGAUCGAGGAGAAGCAAAGUGAGCUGAGAAAAGAACUGCACAUAAGGCUAGGGCUUCCCUUAGAUCGGCCUUUGUUGCGAAUUUCUAAUGCAUUGACUUUUGGUGGAAUGGAAAAGAAGAUGAAAAGCACGUCAAGAAAUGGUUCUUCACUGCUUCGAGAUGUCCACAGAGAAAUUCCAUCUAGUGGUGUUUCCGGAGGAAUUAUGUCUUUGAUUGAUGGUUCAUAUGAGUAUUAUCAUUACCUUCAUGGUGGAAUUGAUGACAAUGGAUGGGGAUGCGCAUAUCGGUCCCUACAAACAAUUGUCUCUUGGUACAGAUUGCAACAGUAUUCAUCAAUUGAUGUUCCUUCACACAGGGAGAUUCAACAAGUUCUUGUUGAAAUUGGUGACAAGGAUCCAUCAUUUAUUGGAUCUCGUGAGUGGAUUGGAGCCAUUGAGCUAAGCUUUGUCCUCGACAAACUGCUGGGAGUGAGUUGCAAGAUUAUUAAUGUGAGAUCUGGCGAUGAGCUUCCUGAAAAAUGCAGAGAACUUGCUAGGCAUUUUGAAACCCAGGGAACUCCAGUGAUGAUCGGUGGAGGAGUCUUGGCUUACACCCUUCUAGGAGUUGAUUAUAAUGAAGCAAGUGGCGACUGUGCCUUUCUCAUCCUUGAUCCACACUACACUGGUACUGACGAUUUGAAGAAGAUAGUGAGUGGCGGAUGGUGCGGGUGGAAGAAGUCUGUUGAUAGCAAGGGCCGAAGUUUCUUCUUGAAAGACAAGUUCUACAACCUUCUUCUACCCCAGAGGCCCAACAUGGUGUGAAAGAUUAAGAGGCAAUCAAGCUUGGUGAUCAUAGAGACAGGAACGAGUACAGUUUUAUCCUAAACAUGUGGAUUGGUCGGCAUGGACUUGUAAGGAAACCUGUUGUGCGCAGUUCGCUCAGCUGGACUGUGCAAAUAAUUUCAGUGAUAUUUUGCAACCAUUUCUCGCAUGUUGACGUCCUGAGAUUCCAUUGUAAUUGCAUGAGAAGAUAUCGAAUAAGUAACUUCAUCAUUAUUGCAUCC
Messenger RNA from Panicum hallii, 3045 nucleotides. RefSeq names its product probable Ufm1-specific protease. NCBI's taxonomy places the organism in Eukaryota, Viridiplantae, Streptophyta, Magnoliopsida, Poales, Poaceae. The record is from RefSeq and is a predicted model, not a curated record. The transcript is spliced from 13 exons. Bases 866 to 2803 code for a protein of 645 amino acids.